GAUGCUACUCAGCGGACGUGAAUCGUGCGAUGAAGCGGAAUACCGGGUUGGUCUCUUCUUCUCCGUCCUAUCAAGAUGCGAUGAAGAGGAAGAUAAAAAAUUGAAUCCAAAUCUGCUUCAAAUCUUCAAUCGACGAGGAAGGAUAGAUGUCGGCCGUGCGAGAGAAUCGUUAUUGGAUUACUGAAUUUAUCCGGUAGCUUAAUUUGGGACGUCUUGGACUGAAAUCAGGCAUCAAUGCCUUGCCUUUUGGACAUCCAUUGAAGCACAUGACUGGUGUAUGAUCCUAGCCCGCCAAGGAUUUCUCAAAUCUAUAUACGGAGUAUCAAAUAAUGACAAGUUCUUAAGCAUUGUCAGGUGGCUUGAUAGGCUAGUGAAAUAUGAUAAUUCUUUUUUGGCUUGGAUGGAUAUAUAAUUCCAUUUGCCUGGGACUACAAUUCAAGCAGCCUCCAAACACCUCGCGGCCUCUCCGCUAUGAAAAGGCGCAAUCGACAUUCAUGGUGAUUGCUCUCGUUUGCAUUGCCGUGCUCGCCGUCUUCUCGGGGGCUCUAUGCAUCCUCGCGUGCCUUUUCCGCCGCCUCAUUCGCCGCCGAGCAGGGGCGACCACCCCACUCGGGGGGUCUGCCUCAGUCGCCGCACUGCCAAAUGAUGAGCGGCAGAGUCCUAGGGUCUUCACCCCGCCGGAGAACUCCUCUCACGACAAGCUUAUCCUCAUUGCGUUGUUUGUCGUCGUCAUCUUACUUUACUACGUCGGCUGGCUCGUGUUCUGCCAUUGCCGGAGGCGUCGCGAGGCGGCGGCCGCCACUGUGCCGAGAGACUCUUUGGAGCUCGUCUCACGUCUCCCGCGCCGCCCCUACGAUCCAGCCGCGGGAGACGAGGCUGAUAGUUGUGCGAUCUGCAUGGAGGAGUUUCAGUCGAGGGAAGCGCUAUCGAUAUUCCAACCGUGCUCCCACUCCUUCCACGUGCAUUGUAUUGCCAACUGGGUGUCUCACAAUACUUCCGGAUCGUGUCCCAUAUGUCGGAGUGUUAUUGGGCUUCAGGAGUAGGCCGGCGGGCGGGGGGGGGGGNCGGCUCCGGCCGCUUGGUGGCUUUGUGAAUUUGUUUAGGGGAUUUUUUAUACUCUCUCCGUUCCUUUAAACCCUUCCACUUUUGAUUUUUGGCAAAAAUAAGGAAAGUGUAAUUUU
Molecule: messenger RNA, 1181 nt
Organism: Cuscuta campestris
Lineage: Eukaryota; Viridiplantae; Streptophyta; Magnoliopsida; Solanales; Convolvulaceae
Source: the annotation of a GenBank genome assembly